CAUUCACAUUCUCAACCCCCUCUAGGUGCCUUUUGGUCGUUUUCUACCAGACAAGACCAUUUUGUCAAUCCCCCAAAAAGCCACCCCCCCUCUAGCUAGCCAUACCUCACACCCUCCCUCCUGUCAACCUAUCCAACACCCAACGGCAACACCAGCAAUGCCCCCUCCGGCGGCGCCCGGGCCCUUCGCCUUCCCGCGCGAGUACCACUUCCCGCCCUUCUUCACGCGCCAGACCAACCUCACGACGCACCACGCCCAGCUCACAAAGUGGGCCGCCCUCGUCCUGGCCUACUGCCGCCACCACCGCAUCUACCGCCUGUCGCUGUCGUCCGCCGCCGCCGCGCUGCCCGCCGCCCCGGUUCGUGGCGAGAACUACUACUACGACGACGGCGACAACGACGGUGACGCGCCACCACCACCACCGCCAGCAGCAGCAACAGCAGCAGCAACACCAACAGGGGACGCAACGACGACGGGGACGGCAGAAGAGCUCUUUCACAACAGGCGGCUGAACCGCCGGCUCGCGCCCGCCGACGUGCGCGAGGUCAUCGACUUUAUGCGCAAGGACGGCCGCGCCGAGUACGUCGGUGGCAGGGAAAAGGACGUCGGCGCGGGAUCCGGCGGCGGCGGCGCUGGCGGUGACGUGGUCUGGAUCCACUGGCGCAAGCCCGAAGAGUGGGCCGCCCUGAUCGAGGCCUGGGUCGACGAGACGGCCCAGAAGGGCACGGUCCUGACCCUGUACGAGCUCGUCGAGGGCGAUGGGACGCUGGGCACCGAGAUCCACGGCAUGGAUGCGGACUUGCUGCAAAAGGCACUACAGGUCCUUGUCAAGAGGGGCAAGGCGCAGAUAUUCGGCCAGGAAGACUCUCAAGGUGUCAAGUUCUUCUGACACUUUGAUGGGCAUCAAAUUAUUUACAGCUAUGGUGUGCGCUUUGCCAUGCCGGCGACAUGGCCCAAAACAUGCCAAACACAAACCAGCGCCCCUGGAAGCCACACCGAGCGGUGCACCAAACGACCCCAUGCGUCUAAAAACAUAACAAAAGGCCCCCAUGAUCACAUGGCAUUGGCCGCAGGUCGCCCCAUUAAAUAAUACACCGGCAACGCCACUUGUUACUCCUCUGAAAGGCGCAUGUGCAAACGACGCAUCACAUGGCCACAGAAAGAAAAGGCAUCCAAAAAUGGGGUGGAAGGAGGGGAUAUCGAAUCGUCAUCAGCCGAAAGCCGUCGGCGGUGGUGCCAUGACGCUACAUCAGCAGAUGCCCCUCCUGGAAAUCCAGCUUUUGGCGCAUGGCAACGUCGAGCAGCCAGUCGGGUCCCACGACGCGAGGUUCCAUAUGGCCCUGCCGAGCCAUUUCGGAAAACUUGGCCCACAGCUGUUUCUCGGCCGCACUCUCGCCGCUCACGAGAUACACGGGGUCCGGAGGCGCGCCGCCGUCCUCCUCGGCCGUGGUCGGCCGGAUUGUCGAGCCACUCCGGGCGCGGUAGACCUUGAAUAUGGCCCCGUUGGCCUCGGCGAUGGCCUUGAACGCUGACGGCCCGUGCGGCACCUCGGCUGUGCAGUAUACGGGAACGCCCCAGAGGAGCUUUCCCUUGUUCUGCCGGGCCCUGGCCACGAACUUGAGGAUCUCCGGGUGUGUCGGGUCCUUGAGUGCGUACUCUUCAAUGUUCGGCAGUUCACCCGUCUCCAGCGCUUGAGUGAGGAAGUCGACGUUGAUCAGGUCUGGCCCUCGGGCCAGCGUUGUCAGGAACUUUUGCGUCCGCACAACUUUGGGAGCAGCCAGAUAAUCACACGGCUGCCCUUCUUGCACGAUCUGGAUCCCCAUUUGUCGGAGUUUACGCUAGACACGGCAAGAAUCCAUUAGCGCACCAACACAAUCUUGGUUGAAAUGUAGACUUGAACUUACCCGCUCUUUGUCCUCCUGUAGCGCCCCGCCCUUGGUCUUGUCACCCGUG
This is a messenger RNA of Gaeumannomyces tritici R3-111a-1, 1953 nucleotides long. RefSeq names its product vacuolar protein-sorting-associated protein 25. Gene Ontology annotation, cellular component: ESCRT II complex. The transcript has 2 exons. The record is from RefSeq and is a predicted model, not a curated record. Gene Ontology annotation, molecular function: protein homodimerization activity; structural molecule activity. The coding region runs from base 158 to 889 and encodes 243 amino acids. NCBI's taxonomy places the organism in Eukaryota, Fungi, Ascomycota, Sordariomycetes, Magnaporthales, Magnaporthaceae. Gene Ontology annotation, biological process: protein transport to vacuole involved in ubiquitin-dependent protein catabolic process via the multivesicular body sorting pathway.